UCUAGGUCACCAAUUAAUGACCAAUAAUAUCUAUAAGUUUACCUAUCUCGUGCACUAUGACAGGCUAAUUUGGUUCUUUAUCCAGAAAGAUAAAUAUGAGACAUCGUUGUUUACAAGACUUCGUAAUCUAUAUCAGUGUCUGCUUUGAACCGGAGGCAAUCUCACACAUGAUUGGCAGUGUUGCCAGCCUGACUGUUUCCACUGAUACCAACCCAACCGUGUCUGCAGCUAGAAAACUUGAUGUAAACCCGAAGUGAGGUGUCAAGGAGCCAUCAAACUUUCCGGAGUUCUACACAAAUGAUGCCAUCAUAUGGAAACUUCAGAAUGUGGGCCAACUCACAAUCAGGACUCCUUCUGCUGUGUGCUUUAACAGUGGCAGUAUUGGCUGUUGUGUACAAUUUUACUGACGAGUCGUUACCAGCUGAUCAGCCCAGUGUUGCCACUCACAGCGAAUUAAUCGCUGCCAACCUAACAGGCUCCAGAGUUGUUCCAACACUUAGAUUUGUCACUGCAGUAUCCCGGCAUGGCAACCGAGGGCCGUCAUUUACUUACCCCAAAAGUCCUUAUCAACAUAAUGACACCAAAAUAUGGCCUUAUGGAGUGGGAGAGCUGACACAGAAAGGUCGCAUGCAAAUGUUUAACUUAGGAAAGAAGUUCCGCUCUUUGUACAAUGGCUUUCUGGGACAAAUCUACAGGCCGGGAGAGUUCAAAGGUCUCAGCACUCCCAUGGGACGUACUCUGCAGAGCGCCGAACUGUUCCUGGCAGGCCUGUUUCCUCCCACAGGUUUCCAAAUGUGGAACAAAGACCUGCAGUGGCAGCCUAUACCCGUCUUUCCUAACUUCCUGGAUCGUAAUUUAAUGGUGCCUCCAACGGGACCAAACCUCUGUCCCAAGUUCCGAGAAGUUCAGAAAAGCUCUUUGAAAAACUAUUUAGAAGAGUACAAAUCUGAACUGGAUAAACUUGUUGAGUAUGCUCUGCCAUACACGGGAUAUAAUACAGAUAAUCAAAAGUCAGAAAAGAUCAAAGAAAUCGCAAAUAUAUCCAUUUUGUUCCUACUUUGGGAGUCUUUCACGUAUCCGCAAGGAGAGGGACUACCUCUGCCCGACUGGUCCAAGAAGAUAUUUCCAGAGCCUCUCACAUUCCUGAUCGCCAAGGUGUUCCAAGCAGCAACAAUGGGUUCUGACACGCAGAUUAGAUACUUGGAAGGAGAAAUGUUCAAAGAAAUGGUGGAGCACAUGCGAUCCAAAGAGAAAAAUACACUCAAAACGGCCAAGCAGAUGUUGUACUACUCUGGGCAUGACAACACCAUUCUAGGCCUCCAGGCCAUCCUGGGUUUGGACAGAGAGGUCUUGGGCCACGUACUACCUGGGUCUGCCUUGGUUUUUGAACUCCAUCAGAAUCAGGAUGGACGAUUUUAUGUCCAGGUUCUGCAAAUAGACGGAAGCUCCCCGGAUUCGGAGCCCAAAAAAGUCAACAUCCCAAGGUGCGAGUCUCCCUGUGACUUCCAACUGUUUUUGAACAUCACUGAAAAAUACUAUAACAUCACAGAUUACAAAAAGGAAUGUCAACUUGAUUUAAUAGCUUAAUUU
Homalodisca vitripennis (glassy-winged sharpshooter) is the source of this 1590-nucleotide messenger RNA. RefSeq names its product lysosomal acid phosphatase-like. The record is from RefSeq and is a predicted model, not a curated record. Gene Ontology annotation, biological process: dephosphorylation. Gene Ontology annotation, molecular function: phosphatase activity. The transcript is spliced from 9 exons. The coding region runs from base 298 to 1587 and encodes 429 amino acids. Lineage: Eukaryota; Metazoa; Arthropoda; Insecta; Hemiptera; Cicadellidae.